CAGUAAAUUGUUCUAUUUAUUUAUUCGAGGUGUGGAGACGAUUUAAGUAGAUACUCGUUUAUAUGUAUUGUGGGUGCAUUUGUAAAACCCGCAGAAUAUGAAACAUUUUGCAUUAUUUUCGAUUUUUGUGUGUUUUCUUUGGGAUGUUAUUCAGGGUGGAUAUUACGUGCCGGAAUACGAAGUACUUUCCAAAAAUUUAUUAAUGAAUUACGAAGAGAGAUUAUAUCCUAAACUAAACUGGGUGACGGUGACUUACAAUGGAUCCGACGAAGAAGCUUACAGAUUGUUAAACAGAGGAACGAUUGAUAAAGCUCCACGAAACAUGCCUCUAACUCGUAACAGAAAAGCUGGACAAUUAACAGCUUUGCUGUUUCGCAAGACGUGUAAAUAUUACGAAAACAAAGAGAAAUGUCUUUGGUUCUCCGUCGCUUUGCCUUCUUCGGCAGACGUCACCCUGGAACCUCACAUGAAAGGCAUGAGAGAAAAUUCCACCGUUUAUUACGUCAGAAAUUUGUGUAAGGAGUUUGGAAUAAACGAUCCUUUCAGCGUUUUCAAGAUGGAGGACUUCUUGUCGGAGGGAAUAGAAUAUUCCGGCGACUCUUUCGAUGACAAAUCUUUAAAUUCGGUCUACAGAUAUUACGUCAGCAAUAUGAAAGACGACCCUAAAUCCACUUUCAAACCGUUCUGCGAAAUUUGGAAAAAGAAAGAAUAAAAUAUUUACUACAAUAUUUUGUGUGUAAGAGUAAGUUACAAUGUAGCUGAAAUUUAUAAAUAAAUUCGAUUUUCGAGUCUAAA
Messenger RNA from Centruroides sculpturatus (bark scorpion), 795 nucleotides. RefSeq lists its product as uncharacterized. Bases 98 to 712 code for a protein of 204 amino acids. The record is from RefSeq and is a predicted model, not a curated record. The transcript is spliced from 6 exons. Lineage: Eukaryota; Metazoa; Arthropoda; Arachnida; Scorpiones; Buthidae.